Molecule: messenger RNA, 913 nt
Organism: Pseudo-nitzschia multistriata
Lineage: Eukaryota; Bacillariophyta; Bacillariophyceae; Bacillariales; Bacillariaceae
Source: the annotation of a GenBank genome assembly
GCACUUUCUUCCCUCCUCUGACACUGUAUGCGAUACCUCACCCACGACUAUUAAAUCCAAAAUCAAAUCGUGUACAGUGAGCUACUACUCGCCCGGUACGUCCAAAAAUUUUAGUAGUAAGAACAGGAAUCACGCCUAUCAACAUAGUAACGUCUGAUCGAAUCCUCAGAGCUUGUUAGACCCUUACUCUCCGAUUCCUCCCUUGUUUUUUACCCCCAGAGCCCAACACAACACAUACUACCAUGCGCAGCUUUAUGGAUGACGUCGACCACGCCGCCCAACGUGUCGGGGCCAUGACACUUGCAGGGUUUCUCGGCGGGGCUGCCCACGCUGCUUUCAAGGGCUUCCCCAGGAGGGCCGCGGCCCUGGGCGCCGCCUCUUCUUGCGCCCUCGUCGGAACGAGCCUCUUCGCACUCGAACGGGUCGCAAGCGUGGCAAUGCGAGAAAACAACAGAAACGACAAAAGCGACGAGGAACUAGAUGCAAGGGACGAUUGGCGGUCGACGCUCUCCUCGCACGCCUUUGGCGGCGUCUUUGGCGGGGCGCUGAACGGAUACCUGUACCAUAGGCAGCCCCUCCGUGGGAUGAUUGCCUUUACCCCCUUUAUGCUCUUCAUUGGAAUGAUCGAGGUAGAGGCCAAGAAGCGGAAGCAGCAGCGGCUCGACGAACUACUGGACCAGCGACAAAACCAAACACAAGCAGCAACUACUACAACACCCGAGUGAACUGUCUUUGUUGUCGUUAUUGAACAUGAAACCGACAUAAGAAAUACGGAUACCCAAUAACGAGACGAGGCGAAACGAAACGAAUGGAGCAAGAAACUAGUUUGCUGCAAUGCCGUGCACGGCUGCAACCCACAGAUGUCCUACUCCGAUCGCAGGCAAGAAGAAAGUAAUAUAUCCUCGCUACAUCA